UUUUUGUUUGGCAAUUGCAGAACGUUCGAGCAAUUUGUACAUUAUUGUGAUGAUAAACUGGAAUAUAUUCCGAUAAAUUUUAUGCUCGGUUUCUUCGUUACGUCAGUACUGAACCGAUGGAUUAACUUCUUCAACAAUAUCGGAUACAUUGACAACAUCGGUUUAAUGGUGGCCGCGUACGUUCGAGGUACUGAUGAGAAAACACGGAUGCAGCGAAGAAAUAUUGUGCGAUAUUGUGUGCUAUCACAAGCACUCGUCUUCAGGGAUAUCAGUAUGCGUGUUCGGAAACGAUUUCCCACUGUUGAUGCGCUUGUUGCAGCAGGUUUCAUGAUGGAACAUGAAAAAGAGUUGUUCGAUCAGAUUCAGUACAGAUACGCNAAAUACUGGAUGCCUUUUCAGUGGGCAUUAGCACUGUGUCAAGAGGCAAGAACUCAGCAAAAAAUUGCAAGUGAUAUCAUUCUGCAAAAAGUUGGUGAGGAAAUCAAGCUGUUCCGUACCAAUAUGGCCAUCUUGUGCAACUUCGACUGGGUACCGUUACCGAUAAUGUAUCCACAACUCAUCGUUCUUGCUGUUCACACAUACUUCCUAAUUUGUCUUCUUUCACGUCAAUUCAUUAUCAGUGAUGAUGCGGCCAAUAAAUCACUUAUGGAUUUAUUCCUUCCAGUGAUGACCGUACUGCAGUUUACCUUUUAUAUGGGCUGGCUGAAAGUCGCUGAAGCGAUGUUGAAUCCUUUCGGAGAGGACGAUGACGACUUCGAAUGCAAUUUUUUGCUCGACAAAAAUUUAACGAUCGGACUUACGAUAGUGGAUGCAGGAUACGGUAAAACACCUGCUGUUAUGAAGGAUAUCUUCUGGAACGAUAAGAUUGAACCUCUUUACACGCUGGAAUCGGUGCGUGAUGAGCAUACAAUGAGCGGCAUUACCGGUUCAGCAGCAAAUAUUAAGCUUCAUGAAAACGAUCGUCAAAUGAAAAUGAUGCCACUGCCUCAUGAAGAGAAGGAAGGCCAUAAUUCAGCGCAUCCAUUCGGAUUAUUCCGUCGAUCAUUCCAAAAACGAUUUGGCAUGAGGUCAAUGAGUCAUACUGCUGAGCAUUAUGCGGCAUCAAUGGAUACUGCUGCUGACGACCAUCGCAAGCAUUCAAGUGAUUUGAAUCUUCACGCGAUGGAGCGCGGUUCACGUGAUCGCAGAUGCAGUUUGUCGAGUGCCAUGGAAGCGAUCGUCAACGAGUCUGGAGCAUGCACAAAUGUUGCUGUUGUGGUUGGAGGUUCGUCUGUGUACAAUUGCUUUUGGACAAGGUCACAAAGCAUUAGUGUUCGAUACUUAGUCUCAUCGACCGAGGAUGAUGUGCACUCGCGAGAUGGAGAUGAGUCGCCAGAAAUAACAAAGGAAGGACCAUUCGUUUUCCCGAGUCAUAAUGAGUUCCAUGCAACCUCGAAUGAUGUCGCUCAUCGACUAGAAGAUGUGAUAGAGGAAAGCGAAGAGAAUGCGUCCAAGAUGAAUACUGUCGAGAAACCUGAGGAUCGCACAAGACCGAGCAUUAUGGUGAUUAGCAAUCGAAUGAGACAAAUGCAGGCUCGGGACAGAGAAGGAGAUAAAAGUAGAACUGAAAGCAACGGUGAAUCUAACUUGACCACUGGACAGUUAUAA
Molecule: messenger RNA, 1647 nt
Organism: Anisakis simplex (herring worm)
Lineage: Eukaryota; Metazoa; Nematoda; Chromadorea; Rhabditida; Anisakidae
Source: the annotation of a GenBank genome assembly